Cyphellophora europaea CBS 101466 is the source of this 2457-nucleotide messenger RNA. RefSeq lists its product as uncharacterized. The record is from RefSeq and is a predicted model, not a curated record. The transcript has a single exon. The coding region runs from base 1 to 2457 and encodes 818 amino acids. Gene Ontology annotation, molecular function: protein binding. NCBI's taxonomy places the organism in Eukaryota, Fungi, Ascomycota, Eurotiomycetes, Chaetothyriales, Cyphellophoraceae.
AUGACCGGCGCAGCUCCUCUCUUGAGGACCGUCGACACUGCUGCUCGUUCAUCACGAAGCCGAAUUCCGCACCUCAAAGCACACAUCAAUUCUCGUCACCUACGGCUUCCAACGGCCUCCCUAAGUCCUCGACCAUGCAAAUCGCAGCCGAUAGCCAGACAGCCAUCGUACGGUACUCGCUCAUCUACCUCGACCGCGGUUAAUGGCCAUUUUUUCGGCCAGCUUGGGGACGCACAGGGGGAAGCUCGACACGAGAAAUCAGCGGUAUGGACGGCACCGGUCGAGUUUGAAAAUAUAACCUCGGACCAUGGCGUUGGCCUGGAUUCUUCACGCGGCUCUGCGGACGAGCCUAAGAGCUUGUCUGCCUGGGAUCUACGGGAGGACGAACAUCCGGACCGUGUCUUCUUCGCCCUGAUUCAUGCCGCGGAUGGGGCACAAUUCAUUCAUACCGCCAGCGACCAUGCCUUUAGCCGCGCAUUUUGCCAGCUGGAUCCCGAGCACUUCAUUGAAGCCUACAAGCCACUAUACCAAGACCUUCCACCCUCGCUUCACAUUGGCCCGGCCUUCCGAACCGUUCGGUCCCUCGAAGAUAGGUGCAAACGCUUUGUACGACGCAUUCAACGCAUUAUGCAGAUGCGGACCGAUGCAGGCUUUCCUCUUACGCUUGACGUCUAUCGCCACGUCCUUUGGUGUGCCGAGGUCGCAUGCGAUGAGCAAUUCGCGAGGCUGGUCUUCGACCGCGAGAUGUCCGCUCAAGGUGUAGAUCCGGACGAGGACUGCUAUAACAGCCUUUUGGCCGCAUGUGCCAAGUCUGGCUUGAACGAUGUAGCACACCGCAAGCACCACCGCCGUACACAGUAUCACCUGGAUCGGCGAGAGAACGUCCACGGUAUAAGGGACCAAGGACAGCUGGCCGUCCUCGGCCGAGGUCGCCCUCAUCGCUCGGAACCGGCAGGACUGCGAGAUUAUGUUUUGCGGGUGUUCAAGCAGAUGGGCGAGCAGGGUUUCGCCGGGAACGAAAAGACCUUCACGAGUCUCAUGCUCGCGCUAGGUCAGGACGGAGACAUGAAUGGAGUCAAGAGCAUCCUCCGCUCCGUUUGGAACAUCAACACCGAACUUCUCCUUACCUUCGAUGAAGAAGAGAUCGAAAGUCCGACCUUCUACGAGGAAAACUCUCCACUUCGCCCCACGGGGCGCCUUCUCGACACUGUGGUGCAUGUCUUUGGUAACAAUAAUGAGAUGUAUGUGGCCUCGUUACUAAAUGACUACCUCUCGCGCAAUUACAACAUCAACGCCCCACAACAUGUGUGGGAAAAGCUCUUUGAGCUCACUUAUCAAUUCGCUCGCCGGGAGAACGCCUGGCACCGGUCGAGAAAUUGGAGUCCUGGGCAUCUGCCUGGUCAAGCACUACCCCGGCUGUUUGAAAUGAUGACGGACGAACCACACAAUGUACAACCAACUGUACAACUGCUGACGAGGCUGUCUCAAAACGCAGGUCAGCACUUUGAAUACGAUGCUGCCAUUGGGCACCUUCGCGAAGCUGUGCGGUUACUCGAUGUUGAGCAGACGAAGCUUUCGGAGCUUUAUGACCGGAUAUUACCCAGCGUGACAAAUGUCCACAACGAGUCCUACUUCCUGUCCGACGAGUUCUUUGCUGAUCGGCAACUCUUCAUUCAGCAUUCCAUCCAGGUCGACGCGGAUUUGCAGGCGGUGAUACUGGCAGUUCGGCGGCUGCUUCGCCGUCAGCGUCCGCCAAGAAGCGAGUUGGAGCAACAGUGGGAGCAUGUCACUCAACGCAUUCCGGAUAUCAUUCGGGAAUUUCAGACAAAGCUUCCCAACGAGAUCGGGUAUAAAACUAUGAAUGGCGCGGUGAGAAUCAAGAAUGGCUAUUUGCACCGCAGCUAUGCUAUCGAACUUGCCGACGCUCACUUCAUUGUUAAGACUGGGAUUCUGCGCCGCGCGCUUGACCUCGACCAUCAUUCGAUAAUGAUCGAACGGCUCCGACGGGUUCCGAGGAAACUGGAGCGAUUCAGCAAGUGGUGUUUCCUUUGCUGUAAAGAGGAUCACAGUCUAUUGCAGUGUCCGGAUCGGGACCGUAUUCUGGCAGGCCCCAUGGAAGUGCUAUCUUAUGCCAGGCCAACUCUUACGGAAGACGGAGCCGAUGAAGAACCAAGCACCGGAUGGGCUCUGUUCCCAGAGGUGGAAGAGAAGCCCCAAGUAGUCGAGCCUCCUGUACGCGAGUCUCGUUCAAAUGUGCUCUGGAUUCGAUCCUCUGCGGAGAUGUGGCACCAGGAACACCUCAAGGCGCGUUGGCACGCUGCUGAGAAAGGCGAUGGGUAUGCGGGCCAAACGCCAGAUCCUGUGAAGAGACCUGAAGCAGGCGAGGAGAAAGAAGUUGAACAGGAUCUCGAAGACGAAUUCGAAAGCGAACCUGACGAGGCUAAGACCAGGCCGUAG